UAAACGUAAUUUCAAAAAUUUUAAAAUUCAUUAAAAUAAUACAGUGAUCAUUCGUAUUUGAGCGAAAUGAAAGCUGAGGAGGUUAUUUGAGUCCAUUUCCCGAACACGUUCACCUCGUUCUCAAGAAUUUUCGAGAGUUCAGCUUUCAACAUCAGUACCGUGUGAAAUGUUCGUAGAAUUUUCCAAUGGAAGUCUGUGGACAAGCUCCGCAGAAGUCAAUUUGCCAACCGCAGAAGCAUGUAUGAUUUCCACUAUUAAGAUUCAAAGAAAUCGCUGUAGAUGGAUUUCUCUACAACCUCAUGGCUUCGUCACUCUUCUCCACGUUUUGCUCCCUUUCUCUACUCCUCCUUGGCGCUUUGAUUUCUGCAGGUUUCAGAAUAAUAGGAUCAAAGUCUGGAAAUAUGGCGAUGGCGAUGGCAAUGGCGAUUGACGAAGUGGAUUCCAUGGCACUUUUACCGCUUGGAUCUGUCUCUGGCAUUGGCAGCUUCAUUCGACUUCCUCAAUGCGGUGGCCCUCGCCCCACUGUUGAAACUGUACAAGCCGUUGGUGUUUGCUAUAGCAGCAUGGGAGACAAUUUACCAGAGCCUGGAGAAGUCGUCCAACUAUACAAAAGCUAUGGCAUAAAAAGGAUGAGGAUUUAUGAUACAAACAAAGCUAUAUUAAAUGCUCUUCGAGGAUCGAACAUAGAAGUCGUUGUAGGUAUCCCGAAUAAUGACCUCCAACGUGUUGUUAAUCUUUCUUCCGCAGAAAGCUGGGUCCAAAGGAACAUUCAAGCCUACAUUCCCCACGUCAAUUUUCGAUACGUUACUAUUGGAAAUGAAGUGCGGCCGUCCGAUUCUUUUGCUGGUUAUGUUCUACCGGCCAUGAGAAACAUUUAUAGUGCAAUUUCAGCAGCCAAUUUGCAGGAUCAAAUGAAGGUCUCCACAGUAAUAUCCACAGUCUUGCUGGGGGCUUCCUAUCCUCCAUCUGCAGGCUCGUUUAGGUCCGAUGCUCGUGAAUUUAUAGAACCAAUUGUCAGCUUUCUGGCUAAGAAUGGCUCACCACUUCUGGCUAAUUUAUAUCCCUACUAUUCAUAUAUCAGUAACAACAGGGAUAUCACCCUUGACUAUGCUUUGCUAUACGAUUACAAUUUCCCAACUGUUGUAGAUGGCAAUUUGGUGUACCACAACCUUCUUGAUGCAACAGUCGAUGCUCUUUAUGCAGCUCUCGAGAAGUCGGGUGGAGCCAAUUUUUCGAUUGUGAUAUCAGAGAGCGGUUGGCCGUCGGGUGCAGGCACCAAUACUGUAGUUGAGAAUGAAGUUGCAGGAACAUACUAUAGAAAUUUGAUUAGGCAUGUUCAGAGUGGGAGUCCAAGAAGGCCUGGAAGAGCUAUCGAAACGUAUUUGUUUUCUAUGUUUGAUGAAAAUUUGAGGCCUUCUGAAACGGAGAAACAUUUUGGUUUAUUCACACAUGAUAUGAAACAAAAGUACCAACUUAGUGUCAGUUAAAGGAAAAGGUCGAUUAGUCGACUCGAAUGUAAGUUUAAUAUCAUAUAAUGAUGUCUACUGUGAACUGUUUAACCAAUGCUCGCGGCUGAUUUCUCAUCUUUUUAAGGUAUGGCUUUGUUAUUGUAA
Molecule: messenger RNA, 1613 nt
Organism: Momordica charantia (bitter melon)
Lineage: Eukaryota; Viridiplantae; Streptophyta; Magnoliopsida; Cucurbitales; Cucurbitaceae
Product: glucan endo-1,3-beta-glucosidase
Biological process (GO): carbohydrate metabolic process
Molecular function (GO): hydrolase activity, hydrolyzing O-glycosyl compounds
Source: RefSeq, a predicted model, not a curated record